Molecule: messenger RNA, 972 nt
Organism: Trachymyrmex septentrionalis
Lineage: Eukaryota; Metazoa; Arthropoda; Insecta; Hymenoptera; Formicidae
Product: mitochondrial pyruvate carrier 1-like
Exons: 3
Coding region: 594-911 (105 amino acids)
Biological process (GO): pyruvate import into mitochondria
Cellular component (GO): mitochondrial inner membrane
Source: RefSeq, a predicted model, not a curated record
ACGAUUCAGACGGUAGUUAACAUUCAUAAUAGUCACAGAUCCGACUGUAAAGAUCACACGUAGCAUGGCAACUGUUAUAAAAGACGCGCAUUAGUUAAAAAAAAGUCACUUCCAACUAAAGUAUGAAACGCGUUACUUCGUCUUGGAAAAUGAUUUAUAAUCUUUUCUCGUUAGUGUCGUGAUAAUGUCAUCUCGCUUAUCGUCAGCGUUUGUCAUAGUGACGUAAAGGUGUCUUUACAUUUUAAAAUUUAAUUGCUGAAAGAAAUCUAAGCGAUGUGAUAGUGCAAUCGCAUUAACUCACAUUCAAAGAGAAAAUUGCGGUACGAAUCUACGUCCAUUAGAAAUUCUCGGGAUGAUAAGCGGAAUUGCGUGCCUGUGAUAAAUCGUGUAGCGAGUCACGGUAACGGAAAUAAACUAUGAAUCCUGAUAUCAGCUUUAUCAUUGCUUGAUCUCGACGCCUUUCAGUUGGAACUGUCAGUGUCUGAGCCGUUUAGGUUACAUGUAAAUAUAUAACCGAUUUGCUGCACGCUAUACGAUCUCGUGGCGAAUGUAAUUAAAAAUCUCAUUGAUCUCGUAUUCCGACUUCGUUCAUCAUGUCUAAACGACUGUUAACUAAAGAAACCAGAGAUUAUUUAUUUAGCACACACUUCUGGGGCCCGGUAUUCAACUGGAUGAUACCUAUAGCGGCUAUAGCUGACAUGCGAAAGCAUCCAAAAAUCAUUAGCGGCAAAAUGACUUUAGCUUUGGUCCUGUAUUCUCUGGUAUUCAUGCGGUUUGCUUGGAAAGUAAAACCGCGAAAUUUGUUGCUGCUUGCAUGCCACGCAACAAACGCCGGGGCUCAAAUGGGGCAAGGUUACAGAUUUCUCGAUUAUCACUACAGCCAACAGAAAGAGCCCGAACAGAAAAAAUAAGAUGGGAAACUAGUAUCCACGCGAGUAUUUCGUUACAACAACUACUUAUUUGCAAAUAUAU